Messenger RNA from Ostertagia ostertagi, 816 nucleotides. Lineage: Eukaryota; Metazoa; Nematoda; Chromadorea; Rhabditida; Trichostrongylidae. The record is from the annotation of a GenBank genome assembly.
AUGUCCAUACACAGCGAAAUCAAACGUAUUACCACCAAUACACUUCUUUCUAUGAAACAGAAAGGAGAAAAGAUAAGCAUGCUGACGGCUUAUGAUUUUUCAAUGGCAGGCAUCCUCGAUGAUGCGGGUAUUGACGUAUUACUGGUUGGCGACUCGGCCUCUAAUGUAAUGGCCGGCCAUGAAACCACCUUACCCAUUACGCUGGAUCAGAUGAUCUACCAUGCCCAGAGUGUGGUGCGCGGCGUAAAGCGUUGUCUGGUGGUGGUAGAUCUUCCGUUUGGCUCAUACCAGGGCAAUAGCAAGGAAGCGCUGUAUUCGGCCAUCCGCAUUAUGAAGGAAGCCGGUGCGCAUGCCAUUAAGCUGGAGGGUGGUGAAGAAGUGCUGGAAUCUGUUAAACGGAUCAUCAGCGCGGGUGUGCCGGUGAUGGGACAUCUGGGCCUGACGCCUCAAUCAAUCUAUAAAUUUGGCACCUAUUCUGUUCGUGCAAAAGAGGAAGCAGAGGCUGAUCAAUUAAUAAAAAAUGCCUUGUUGCUGGAAGAAGCCGGUUGUUUUGCCCUGGUAUUGGAAAAGAUACCGGCUGCCUUAGGUGCCAAAGUUGCAGCGAGUAUUAAGAUCCCUGUUAUCGGCAUUGGCGCUGGUGGCGGCGUGGAUGGUCAGGUGCUGGUGAUGCAUGAUAUGCUGGGCAUCAAUAAAGACUUUUCUCCGCGUUUCCUGCGCCGUUAUGCUUCGUUAUAUGACAUUAUUAAAGAGGCAACCAGCAAUUAUAUCAAGGAUGUAAAAAGCGAGGACUUCCCGAACGAAAAAGAACAAUACUGA